AUGAUUACGCAACCGUACACACAAAUUGAACUGUUGAGCGCCAAUGGCACGGUGUUACGCCGCGUGUCAACUGCACCCCGUAGAUUGCCAACCGAUGAUGAAAUUCCAGUCAUUGAUUUAGCGCCCAUCGAUGGCAGUCUGGAGGAAAGAAAAGCCUUGGCUUCCAGGAUCAAAGCCGCGUCUGAGAAUACUGGCUUCUUUUAUAUCCGUAAUCAUGGGGUCCCUGGGGAACUAAUUCAGAACUCCCUGAUGCAAGCAAAGACCUUCUUCAACCAGCCACUAAGUGAGAAGAUGAAUAUUGAUUUUAGUGCCUCAAAGGUUUCAGCUGGCUACCACGAAGUGGGGAGCACGCAGGUCAAUCAUCUCAAGGAGACUUUCUCUAUGCGAUACGACUCAAGAAUUGAUCCAACCUGCACCGACCCUAACAGUGCAUUGGAACAAGGCCGGUCUCGUAACGAUGAUGACUAUAUCUGGAAGGGAACUAGCCGUCUUCCAGGAUUUCGGGAAGUGACAGUUUCCUUCUGGGAGAGUCGCUUGACAUUAGCCCGAAAAUUGGUCCGCAUUUUUGCUCUCGCGCUCGGCGAACGUGAAGACUACUUUGACGAUAUCACCACUCAUCCAGGCGCAGAUGCACUCUAUAUCCACUAUCCGGGGAUACCGGAUGUCGCAGCGGACUCAGAUAUUGACGUCGGCAUUGGAUCCCACACUGACAUCCAAUGCUUCACCCUGCUCUGGCAGGACAACUCCGGUGGCUUGCAGGUAUUGUCGGCUCAGGAUGAGUGGCUUGACGCCCGCCCAAUUGAAGGAACACUGGUAGUCAACAUUGGGGACUUUCUUCAACGCCUCUCGAACAAUAGGUUUAAAUCUACGGUCCACAGGGUAUAUAACCGUCAGCCGGACUCGCGCUAUUCGAUACCGUUUUUCUGUGGGUUCAACCCCGAGGCGGUCUGCAAGGUUGUUCCAUCCUGCGUAGAUGAUGAGCAUCCGCCUCUGUACAGGCCAAUUUCAUGCGGUGAUGUAUGUUAUGAGUACUCUGAUCAGUUUGGACUUUUGCUAAGCCUAGUAGUGGCAUCGAGUGCGAUUAGCACGUUCUAG
Molecule: messenger RNA, 1095 nt
Organism: Aspergillus pseudonomiae
Lineage: Eukaryota; Fungi; Ascomycota; Eurotiomycetes; Eurotiales; Aspergillaceae
Product: isopenicillin N synthase family dioxygenase
Exons: 2
Coding region: 1-1095 (364 amino acids)
Source: RefSeq, a predicted model, not a curated record